Messenger RNA from Magallana angulata, 1483 nucleotides. RefSeq lists its product as uncharacterized. The coding region runs from base 64 to 1176 and encodes 370 amino acids. NCBI's taxonomy places the organism in Eukaryota, Metazoa, Mollusca, Bivalvia, Ostreida, Ostreidae. The record is from RefSeq and is a predicted model, not a curated record. The transcript is spliced from 5 exons.
UUUUGAAAAUUGUAAACAUUGCUUCACACAUAUUGACAUCAACUUGAUGAAGAGCAACUAGGCAUGUCCGCGAAACUUACAACGAAAUCAGAAAAGCUUGACAGUUCCUCAUCAGUGGAAUAUACUAUCGAAUCAGAUUCUUCGGAUUAUUUCAAUCAUGGUAGGAAAUUACCACCCAAAACGACAGAAUGGAAAAUGUCACAUCUCUUGGAACUUGGCAUUCACUUUGACAAAUCCAGUACUGAUCUUGAUACUUUAAUGUCCAGUGUUAAACAGAUUUUUCGGAAACCCAAACAGUCAGAAACUGAUUCAGAAAUUUCAAAAAUGCAUAAAUGCUUAAUCGAAUUGACGAAAGAUUGGUGGACAUUCUCGUUUGACUUUGAGAGUGCAGCGAAGUCACUGACAGGAGAGGGUGUUGUAAAAACGCUGACAACGGCAGAAAAAGCGAUUAAAGUGUUUGAACAGGAAAAUUACAACAUUAUGGAAAACCUAAAUAAAACAGAACUGGGGGAUUGGAGAAGUUUACAGGUAUAUUCAGUAUGGAGGAAUAAUCUGUUGGAGUUUUGGAGAUAUUUUUGUGUACUGCUUAUAAGGUGGGGGAAACCAUAUCAAAAAGUGGGGAGAUUCACUAACCUGUUCAUGGCUUUCUCCAAAAUUUGUUUUCUGCAUCCAGAACCAGGGAAUACAUAUUCAGAUAUCCUGCAAAUAAAAGACAGCACUGUCCGUGGCACACCAGACAUCCGUUUUAUGGCUUUACCACCAUCCUCCUCUGGAAGAAAGAAUUUGGAACUCAUUGUUGUCACAGAGGUAAAGCAGUAUGAUGCAUUUAAGGGAGAUUAUGUUAAAGGGGAGAAUUUCAGUUCCAAGAAUUUAUCACCAAAUGUUUUGGCUCAACAUGGGAUACAGCUCCUCAUGGAGAGAGAGUGCUCUUUUUUCUUUCCAGCAGGAAUAGUAGGAAUUCUUUGUACUGGCACCAAGGUUAUUUUUACAUUUUUUCAGAUAAGCCAAUCUCAUUAUCACUUAAUACGAGGCAAGGGAAAGGUGGAUAAGACAAGCAAAGCAACAAUAUCAUAUACCAGACCGUAUGAUUACAUGGAUGCUAGGGAUCGAACUGAAAUUCUGGAAGCAUUCUUUUGGUUUGGACAAGUGCAAUCAAAUCCGAAAGAGUUUACAUGAAGACCAUGCAGCAUUCCUUAUAACAGUUGUGAAUUUGUGUACAAAUUUGUGAAUUUGUUGCUAGCGGCUAGCCUAACUUUGGAAAAGGAACCAAGACUUAGUACAGAUCUUGAUUAAGUACUAACAAAAUACAUGUAUUCAGCAAGGUUCUCAUAAUGGAUUGAAUGCCCCAAUCUAGUUUCUCUCUGGGUUUACUAACAACCUGUAAAUGAUCAUACAACAUACCGGUACAUGUAGUCUAAUCUAAUCUUUGUUUCAUGAUAAAAUGUUUUGUAACAUUUGCUCCUGAGCAAAAAAUAAAUUCUUG